UUCCACUGGUUUUUCAGACUUCCUCUUGCAGUGGUUUUGAGACUGCGCAUCUGGAUGUUUUAAACAUACAAAGGAAUUGCUGGAGCAAGCAAAAGGGGGGAGCCCUCAGGAAAGUUAAGAUGUGCUGAUUAGCAACUGAUGGGACUUUACAACUCAGCUCACUGACGGAGCGAAAGCGCUUUACGAAGAAGAGGCACAGAGGACAGUAUCAGACGUCUCAGCAGAAUGAAGCUGCACGUUUCCUUCAGCUUUGUUGGUUGCCUUUUUAAAAUCCUUCUGUUUCAGCUCUCCAUUUUUCACCCAACUUCAGCUCCGCCGCCACCAAACUUGAGGCUUCCAGAGGACGUAGCUAGCCGAGAACUAAUUCCAUCACCCAUUAUUAGAUUUCCAGGUGACAUUUCUCCCAAAACAGACAAAGAACUGGCAUUGCAAUACCUGAACAAGUACUAUGGGUGCCCCAAAGACAACUGCAAUCUGUUUGUGCUAAAAGACACUUUGAAGAAAAUGCAGAAAUUCUUUGGGCUUACUGAAACUGGAGAACUGGACCAAAACACUAUAGAAACUAUGAAAAAACCACGUUGUGGUAAUCCCGAUGUAGCCAAUUAUAAUUUUUUCGCUAGAAAACCAAAAUGGGAGAAAAAUCUAGUCACAUACAGGAUUUUAGGCUACACCCCAGAUCUGGAUUCUGAAACAGUGGAUGAUGCAUUUGCACGAGCUUUUAAAGUCUGGAGUGACGUUACACCGCUGGACUUCUCCCGAAUUCAUGAUGGGGAAGCAGAUAUCAUGAUCAAUUUUGGACGAUGGGAGCAUGGUGAUGGGUAUCCAUUUGAUGGCAAGGAUGGACUCUUAGCUCACGCCUUUGCACCUGGGCCAGGAGUUGGUGGUGACUCCCAUUUUGAUGACGAUGAGCUUUGGACUUUAGGCGAAGGACAGGUUGUUAGGGUGAAAUAUGGCAAUGCUGAUGGAGAAUUCUGCAAAUUCCCAUUCCUGUUCAACGACAAAGAAUACAACAGCUGCACAGAUGCAGGGCGCAACGAUGGAUUCCUUUGGUGUUCGACAACAUACAACUUUGAUACGGAUGGCAAAUACGGAUUCUGUCCCCAUGAAUUGCUUUUUACAAUGGGUGGAAAUUCCGAUGGUCAGCCAUGUAAGUUCCCCUUCAAAUUUCAAGGGAGCACCUAUGACAGUUGUACAACAGAAGGAAGACAAGAUGGAUACAGGUGGUGUGGAACCACUGAAGAUUAUGACCGAGAUAAGAAAUUUGGAUUUUGUCCAGAGACAGCCAUGUCAACAGUUGGUGGAAAUUCAGAAGGAGAACCUUGUGUUUUUCCUUUCACCUUCUUGGGAAACCAGUAUGACUCCUGUACUAGUUCCGGACGUCAAGAUGGGAAGAUGUGGUGUUCCACGACAAGCAACUAUGAUGAAGACCGCAAGUGGGGAUUUUGCCCAGACCAAGGCUACAGCCUUUUCUUGGUUGCUGCUCAUGAAUUUGGACAUGCCAUGGGACUAGAACAUUCCGAAGAUCCCGGAGCACUCAUGGCUCCCAUCUAUACCUACACCAAGCACUUUCGGCUUUCUCAGGAUGACAUUACAGGAAUCCAGGAACUUUAUGGGGGAUCCACUGAUGUUGGACCAGGCCCAAGUCCUACACUUGGGCCAAUCACCCCUGAGCUCUGUGGCCAAGAGCUUGUCUUUGAUGCUGUCGCUCAAAUCCGAGGGGAAAUCUUCUUCUUCAAAGACCGAUUCAUCUGGAGGACUGCAAACCAACGGAAUCAACCCACUGGUCCGUUGCUUGUUGCUACAUUCUGGUCUGAGGUGCCAGAAAAAAUCGAUGCUGUCUAUGAGGCCCCGCAGGAAGAGAAAACGGUCUUUUUUUCAGGAAAUGAAUAUUGGGUUUAUUCAGCCAGCACUUUGGAAAGAGGUUAUCCAAAGAGGCUCACCAGUCUGGGGCUUCCUCCAGAUGUUCAACAAGUCAAUGCUGCUUUUAACUGGAGCAAAAACAAGAAGACCUACAUUUUCUCAGGGGACAAAUUUUGGAGGUACAAUGAAGUAAAGAAGAAAAUGGAUCCUGGCUUCCCCAAAUUAAUUGCAGAUGCUUGGAAUGGUGUGCCAGACAACUUAGACGCUGUGCUGGAUGUGAGCGGAAGUGGCUACAGCUACUUCUUCAAGGACUGGUACUAUCUCAAAUUGGAAGAUCAGAGCCUAAAGAUCGUUAAAGUUGGCAAUGUGAAAACUGAUUGGCUGGGUUGCUGAGCUGUGUGACUUUUUAAUAACAAACAAAAGAAAAUAACAGUUACACUUUUUUUUUUUAAUUUGUAAAAGUCCUAUGUCUUACCUGCAACUAGAAAUAGAUAUGUAUGUUAUUUCAAGGGCCAGUCUGGUACUGGCACCAAAUCAAUAAGUACCACUACUUGACACAAAUGCUUUAUCAGAUCAUUUGAUUAUGUACACUUACUUGGAAGUAAAUUCUGUCAAUCUUAUGGGAUUUAUUUCUAAGUGGAUGGAUUUAGGAUUGGGAGUGCCAAGCACACUACAAUGUUGCAUUUUCUUCUUCUUUUCAUUCAUUAAUUUAAGACAUUUGGAUCUUUUGGGGCUUACAAUAAGAGAUGCUUCCUCAUGGAGCCUGAGAUGUGGUACAAUGUUCCAUUUUCCACAUUUGCAGGCUGGUGCUAAUGACAGAAGAACAACCUCUGCUUUCCAAGUUCUGAAGCAAGUCUUUACUGGGCAGAGAUGAGAUGUUUGAAUGUGUCCACAUAUAAAUACAAUUCACCUGCACAUAGAAAGCUAGCAUGUCAGGCAGAAAGUCUGGGUCAAACUAUCAUCCUGAGUUGCUAGUCAUCUAUAUACAGGGAGGAGGUCCUUCAGGUAUUUGAUCUGAUAUCUGCAGCCCAAUGUGGUACAAU
Messenger RNA from Elgaria multicarinata webbii, 2903 nucleotides. RefSeq names its product matrix metallopeptidase 2 (gene MMP2). The transcript is spliced from 13 exons. The coding region runs from base 226 to 2253 and encodes 675 amino acids. Gene Ontology annotation, biological process: response to hypoxia; extracellular matrix organization; proteolysis. The record is from RefSeq and is a predicted model, not a curated record. Gene Ontology annotation, cellular component: extracellular matrix. Lineage: Eukaryota; Metazoa; Chordata; Lepidosauria; Squamata; Anguidae. Gene Ontology annotation, molecular function: zinc ion binding; metalloendopeptidase activity.